AUGGCUGAGGAGGUCAGUGGACAAGCAGCAUUUUGGAUUCUACUAUCCCUUGCCACCGCCGCAAUCGCUCAACCCACCAGAAGUUGGCGAAGAAAAGAGCGCGAUCUCUUUGGCGGCCAUGUUGACCUCGCCCGAUGCAUUCCAACCGUAUGCUUCAUCGACGCGGUAUGCGACCUGAUAUUUCUAGGUAUAUCUGCUCGACGGUCGCUGUCAACUUCAGAUUCAGCACCAGCGCGUCAGCGAAUAUUGCCGAAAGCCAGUGCGCUCAUCGUCAAACUAGCUCUGUCGGUAUUUACUGUGUUGCCUCAGACAAUCAAGGUCUUUAGUCUCAAGGGCGUCCCGGGAACACAGACCUGUGCAUUCCUCUUCUUCCUCGCCUUCACGACGAAACUACUCGUGGAUAUCUGCGGGUUGGAGGAGGAAGAGGAAGAAAACGAGGCUGAUUCUGUGGAAACCAAGGAUGAUUCAUUAGAUGGCAUCGUCCUGGCGGCUGUGUUGCUUCAAACUCCCUUUGAGGUCUGGAUUUGGUGCAAUAUCAGUAACUCCGGAUCACUCCAGGCCCCCCAUGAUUUGGCUGCCUUUUGCACAUGGUCUGCAUCGUGUUGCGUCAUAAUUAUGGUCCUUCAAAUAAUCAUCUGGAUUAUGUAUGUGCUGGUACGUCAACGAUUCGAUGUUACAGGAUCUCCUCAUGUGGUUCCGAUGCGUGGGCUCUACAUACUUCUUUUGGUCUUGGGAGUAGCCAAGAGUGGUCCCGAAGCAGAAAAGUCCACCAGCACUAUCGUGCCACCUCCGGAUUCCGUCCGAAAUUUUACUCAUGGGCUGAGUUUGAUGUCGCUCACUGGCAUUCUGAGUCUCGCAGUAACCAAGGUGUUGGAUUUUGGCAUCAGGGCGCUCCUAUCAGAGAAAACGCAGCCAACAGUCCCCACGCUAGAUACACAGUCCACGAUCAAUGAAGACAGUACCGUAAGAAGCGAAGAAGAAACUUUCCCGUCACCCCCAAAUAGGCUUCCUAUUAGUUGGGUGGGAAAGAUUGGCACUGUUAUGGAUCGUUGGGUUGAGCGCAUUCUCACUGCACGCUCAGCAGCCACUGUUACUAUGAUGCUAGCGGUUUUUAACCUCAUCACCACGAUUGUAUACUAUCUUGUGUGUUUUGAUGGAACGGGGACAGAGAAUCCCAGCUGGACGAGUGUGCUUGGCUAG
Fusarium sp. VM40 is the source of this 1200-nucleotide messenger RNA. The record is from the annotation of a GenBank genome assembly. Lineage: Eukaryota; Fungi; Ascomycota; Sordariomycetes; Hypocreales; Nectriaceae.